GCUCCCACGUCGGGGAAACAAAUCAUCGCCUGAAGGCACAUUACAAAGGGUGAGUAGACUAAUUCCAACAGCGGCUGUGUCGUUCUUUCGCUUCCCCUAAAAACCGCGCCGGGAGCGCAGAUGUCCGCCAAGGACUGCUUGUCCUGCUGAUGCGGGAGCAGGAGCUUGAGGGUGAUGUCGACACCAGACCCCCCCAUGGGAGGCACCCCUCGCCCAGGUCCUUCUCCUGGUCCGGGUCCCUCCCCUGGGGCAAUGUUAGGUCCCAGCCCUGGACCGUCCCCAGGCUCCUCUCACAGUAUGAUGGGCCCCAGCCCCGGACCUCCAUCCGCCGCACACUCUCAGCCGGGGCCGUCUGGUUACGGGCAGGACAACAUGCACCCCCUGCACAAACCCAUGGAGGGAAUGCUUGACAAGAGCAUGAGUGAGGAGAGUCGAUUUGGUCAGAUGAAGGGUCUGACUAUGAGGCAGGGCGGGCACAGCAGUAUGUGCCCCCCACCCAGCCCUCUGGAUCAACACUCACAAGGGUAUCACUCCCCUUUAGGUGGCUCAGAUCACUCCAGCCCUGUCCCUUCAAAUGGUCCUCCUUCUGGUCCUCUUAUGCCAUCAUCCUCUUCUUCCUCUUCCUCUGGUGGACCUGGUUCUGUCUCGACACCUUUAGAUGGGCCCAGUGGAGACCAGCAUGCUCUUGGUCCUAAUAACCGGUCUGGCCCUCCAGUUAGUUCCGGCCCAGGUCCAAGUCCUGGGCCCACUCUUUGCUCCAGCAUCUCCAGUCUUGGAUCUGGGCUUGAUACUGGUGUCCCAACUGGCCCUGGAGGUUCUGGCGGCCCUGGUGGCCCUACGCCCUUCAACCAGAACCAACUCCACCAGCUCAGAGCUCAGAUCAUGGCCUAUAAGAUGCUGGCCCGAGGGCAGCCUUUGCCAGAUCACCUCCAGGUGGCUGUCCAAGGGAAACGGCCAAUGCCUGGGAUGCAGCAGCAGCCAAUGCCUACCCUCGCUCCUGGUCCUGGAGGUGGGCCAGCAGGUGGACCUGCAGGACCGGGGCCAAUGGGAUCAGGGUACAGUCGAGCUCACGGAAUGAUGGGUCCCAACAUGCUUCCUCCAGGUCCGUCAGGUACUCCAGCUGGGAUGCAAGGACAAAACCCCAAUGGACCUCCUAAAUCAUGGCCUGAAGGCCCCAUGGUUAAUGCAGCAGCUCCUUCCAACGCCCCCCAAAAACUGAUCCCCCCUCAGCCUACAGGCCGGCCCUCUCCUGCCCCGCCCUCUGUUCCUCCUGCUGCCUCCCCGGUAAUGCCUCCACAGACACAGUCCCCCGGCCAGCCGGCACAGCCUACUCCCAUGAUGCCUUACCACGCCAAGCAGAACCGCAUUACCCCCAUUCAAAAACCCUGCGGCCUUGACCCGGUAGAGAUCCUGCAGGAGAGGGAGUACAGGUUACAGGCUCGUAUCACCCAUCGUAUCACUGAGCUGGAGAACUUGCCGGGGUCUCUGGCAGGGGAUUUACGUACCAAAGCUACAAUAGAGCUCAAAGCCCUUCGACUGCUCAACUUCCAGAGACAACUUCGCCAAGAGGUAGUUGUGUGUAUGCGUCGUGACACGGCUCUGGAGACCGCCCUCGAUGCCAAGGGCUACAAGCGUAGCAAGCGCCAGUCUCUGCGAGAGGCCCGCAUUACGGAGAAACUGGAGAAGCAGCAAAAAAUUGAGCAAGAACGCAAACGCAGGCAGAAACAUCAGGAGUACCUCAACAGUAUCCUGCAGCACGCCAAAGACUUCAAAGAGUACCACCGUUCAAUCAUGGGAAAAAUUCAGAAACUGACCAAAGCAGUGGCAACUUACCACGCCAACACGGAACGGGAGCAAAAGAAGGAGAAUGAGCGUAUUGAGAAAGAAAGGAUGAGGAGGCUCAUGGCCGAGGACGAGGAGGGCUACCGCAAACUGAUUGACCAAAAGAAGGACAAGCGCCUGGCCUACCUGCUGCAGCAAACCGAUGAGUAUGUCGCCAACCUGACUGAGCUGGUCAGAGCUCACAAGGCUGCCCAGGCGCUCAAGGAGAAGAAGAAGAAGAAAAAGAAAAAGAAGAAGUUGGAGAAUGCUGAGGGCCAGACUCCUGCUCUGGGCCCUGAUGGAGAGCCUCUGGAUGAGACGAGUCAAAUGAGCGACCUGCCUGUAAAGGUCAUCCAUGUGGACAGCGGGAACAUCCUAACGGGACUGGAUGCUCCAAAAGCCGGACAGCUGGAUACCUGGUUGGAGAUGAACCCCGGUUAUGAGGUGGCUCCCCGCUCGGACAGUGAGGACAGCGAGGAGGAGGAAGAGGAAGAGGAGGAAGAGGAAGAGCCUCAGCCUUCUGCUGCUCCGGUGGAGGAAAAGAAGAAGAUCACAGAUCCCGACAGUGAGGAUGUCUCAGAGGUGGACGUGCAGCACAUUAUAGAAAAUGCAAAACAGGAUGUGGAUGAUGAGUACAGCGGUGCAGCAUUCGCUCGAGGGCUGCAGUCUUAUUACUCGGUAGCUCACGCUGUAACGGAGAAGGUGGACAAACAGUCCACUUUGUUGAUAAAUGGGCAACUUAAACAGUAUCAGAUCAAAGGUCUGGAGUGGCUGGUUUCCCUCUACAACAACAACCUGAACGGAAUCCUGGCGGAUGAAAUGGGUCUGGGAAAAACCAUCCAGACAAUCGCCCUCAUCACAUACCUCAUGGAGCACAAGCGACUCAACGGACCCUACCUCAUUAUUGUGCCCCUCUCGACUCUUUCUAACUGGGUGUAUGAGUUUGACAAGUGGGCGCCUACAGUUGUCAAAGUCUCUUAUAAGGGGUCUCCUGCAGCCAGAAGAGCCUUCGUCCCCCAGUUGCGAAGCGGGAAAUUCAACGUUCUACUCACCACCUAUGAGUACAUUAUCAAAGACAAACAAGUACUGGCCAAGAUUCGUUGGAAAUACAUGAUUGUGGACGAGGGACACCGCAUGAAGAAUCAUCACUGUAAACUGACCCAGGUCCUGAACACCCACUACCUGGCACCACGUCGGGUCCUGCUGACAGGAACGCCACUGCAGAACAAGCUGCCUGAGCUCUGGGCGCUGCUCAACUUUCUCCUCCCGACCAUCUUCAAGAGCUGCAGCACUUUUGAACAGUGGUUCAACGCCCCGUUUGCAAUGACUGGAGAGAAGGUGGAUCUAAAUGAAGAAGAGACUAUCUUGAUUAUCCGACGCCUCCACAAAGUGCUCCGCCCCUUCCUCUUGCGACGGCUGAAGAAAGAAGUGGAGGCGCAGCUUCCAGAGAAGGUGGAAUAUGUCAUCAAAUGUGACAUGUCAUCUCUUCAGCGAGUGCUGUACAGGCAUAUGCAGGCCAAAGGUGUCCUCCUGACUGAUGGCUCAGAGAAAGAUAAGAAAGGUAAAGGAGGUACGAAGACGCUGAUGAACACCAUCAUGCAGCUGAGGAAGAUCUGUAACCACCCUUACAUGUUCCAGCAAAUUGAGGAAUCGUUCUCUGAACACUUGGGAUUCUCAGGAGGUAUAGUUCAGGGUGCUGAUCUUUAUCGGGCAUCAGGAAAGUUUGAGGUGUUGGAUCGUAUUCUGCCCAAGCUCAGAGCUACAAACCACAAAGUGCUGCUCUUCUGUCAGAUGACCUCACUCAUGACCAUUAUGGAAGACUACUUUGCCUACCGGAACUUCAAGUAUUUACGUCUAGAUGGCACCACAAAGGCUGAAGAUAGAGGAAUGCUACUGAAGACAUUCAAUGAUCCAGAGUCUGAGUACUUCAUUUUCCUUCUUAGUACUCGUGCUGGAGGCCUCGGGCUCAACCUUCAGUCUGCUGACACUGUGGUCAUAUUUGACUCUGACUGGAACCCGCACCAGGACCUGCAGGCUCAGGACAGAGCUCACCGGAUUGGUCAGCAGAACGAGGUGCGUGUGCUUCGACUGUGCACAGUCAACAGUGUUGAGGAGAAGAUCUUGGCCGCCGCCAAAUAUAAACUGAAUGUUGACCAGAAGGUCAUCCAGGCCGGCAUGUUUGACCAGAAGUCCUCCAGUCAUGAGCGUAGGGCCUUCCUGCAGGCCAUUCUGGAGCAUGAGGAGCAAGAUGAGGUCUGGGUUCAAGGAGUGUGUCGACACAUGGAUGAGGAGGAUGAGGUUCCAGAUGAUGAGACCGUUAACCAGAUGAUAGCCAGAAGUGAGGAGGAGUUUGAUCAGUUUAUGCGUAUGGACCUGGAUCGAAGACGCGAGGAGGCGCGUAACCCACGGCGUAAACCUCGUCUCAUGGAGGAAGACGAGCUGCCCACUUGGAUCAUGAAGGAUGAUGCUGAGGUGGAACGACUGACCUGCGAGGAGGAGGAAGAGAAAAUGUUUGGACGUGGUUCUCGACAGAGAAAGGAGGUGGACUACAGUGACUCACUGACCGAGAAACAGUGGCUCAAGCAGGCGAUAGAGGAAGGCACACUGGAGGAAAUGGAGGAAGAGGUGCGUCACAAAAAGACCACCCGGAAGAGGAGGAGAGACCGCGACCUGGAUCUGCCCGGCCCCUCGUCCUCAUUGGGAGGACGUGGACGCGGAGACAAAGACGAAGAUGGGAAAAGGCAGCGGAAGAGAGGACGACCGCCGGUUGAAAAAAUCUCUCCAAACCCUCCCGGACUCACAAAAAAGAUGAAGAAAAUCGUAGAUGCCGUCAUCAAGUACAAAGACAGCACCAGUGGGCGCCAGCUGAGUGAAGUGUUCAUCCAGCUGCCUUCUCGCAAAGAACUACCAGAGUACUAUGAAUUGAUCCGCAAACCUGUAGACUUCAGGAAGAUCAAGGAGAAGAUUCGAAGUCACCGUUACCGUAGUCUGGGUGACCUGGAGAGAGACGUUAUGCUGCUUUUCCAGAACGCUCAGACCUUCAACCUGGAAGGCUCACUGAUAUAUGAGGACUCCAUCGUGCUGCAGUCAGUGUUCACCAGUUUGAGGCAGAAGGUCGAGAAGGAGGAGGAAAGCGAGGGGGAGGAGAGUGAGGAAGAGGAGGAGGAGCAGGAGGAAGGAUCAGAGUCUGAAUCUCGCUCUGUCAAAGUGAAGAUCCGUUUGGGAAGGAAGGAGAAGGGGGGAGAGCGGGGGAAAGGGCGCAGUAGAAGAACAGGACGAACUAGAGCCAAACCUGUUGUAAGUGACGAUGACUCCGAGGAAGAGCAAGAAGAGGAACGUUCGCCCAGUGCGACUGAUGAGGAAUCCUGAGUUGUACCAGCGCCACAACUGUGGCUUAAAGGGACAUUCCACAAAAAUGAAGCCCCACACUUAUACAUACAGUAAAUACACUGUGCCUGUCGGCUCCGCCCACCUUCAGUCAAAUGCAGAUGCGACUUUCCACUUUACAUAACGCACAGUACAGAUUGUCUUUGUACAAAGGCAAACUCACAUCAAACAGUUUUGCUGUUUCCAAUUUUUAAACUGUCUUAAUUCAAAGUGAUAAGGUGAGAUUUUAUCUUUUAUGUUAAUUUUUGAGUGCAAGUUAGGAGAGUCUUUGGACCAGUUUGCGGACUUUGUGAAUUUGCACUUUUUAAAACUGUUUACAAAAUUCUGUUUAUCACUUAAAAACACUACAAAAUAGUUCCUCGGUUAAAUUCAGGGCAACUAGGUUGAGUGUACGUGCACCCUGAGGCUCCAUAGAAUCAGUCAUCAAUAUCAUUUUAUUGCAUGAGUUGUGCAGCUAACAUCUCACUGUGUUUUUCCACCGGAAUGUACCAUCUCACCUCGACUCUACUCCUGUUUGGUACCACAUGCUUCCUUUUCAUCUGUCAACUGUAGAACCCCAAACCCAUCAUAGCGAUAUCGCAUUAAACUGCCGUGGCGUUACCUUCAACGGAAAGCGUAAAAGACCAGUGAAUGAAGUGUCUUUAUUUCAAAUGCAUAAAAACAAUUUAUAUACAUGUUAAAUGAUCGCAAAAAGACACAAUAGAAAUAAUAAUACUACAAAUAUCAACAUAAAAUGUCAAAUUCCACGUUUGAAGAAGUAAUCGUCAAUGUUUUCACAUCACCUUUUGAUAUCGCCUUUGGUACUGCAAAGGAGGUGAUAGCAAAAACAGGACCAGGUACUUACUGGGUACCUGGUUUGUCGAAUCGAGCAGGUACCAUGCAGUGGAAAAGUACCAUAACUUAAAAGCAGCUGUUCUGUCUGCUCCACUGGUGGUGUUCUUUUUUUUCUUCUUCUUCAUCUUUUUUCUAUUUUGUAGUUUUGACUGUAAGUAGAAUGUGUUAAUCAAAUGUGUUGAUCAAAAGUUAUUAUUAAGCUAUACUUCAGGGUCCAACUAUAACUUUCAAUAGUUAGAGACAUUACAGAAACAUUUAUUUUAAAAUAUUACAUUAUCAGCAUCCAUCUUAAAAUUGAACCUGGACUUUCUUGAUCCCACGCCGGCACAGCCGCCAAGUUUCACUGAAACUCCUUCAAGUCUUUUUGCGAUAUCCUGCUAUCAGAGGAACCAGGCCAAA
Molecule: messenger RNA, 6441 nt
Organism: Thalassophryne amazonica
Lineage: Eukaryota; Metazoa; Chordata; Actinopteri; Batrachoidiformes; Batrachoididae
Product: transcription activator BRG1
Exons: 34
Coding region: 175-5190 (1671 amino acids)
Biological process (GO): positive regulation of transcription by RNA polymerase II
Cellular component (GO): nucleus
Molecular function (GO): DNA binding; histone binding; ATP binding
Source: RefSeq, a predicted model, not a curated record